This is a messenger RNA of Gasterosteus aculeatus aculeatus (three-spined stickleback), 1859 nucleotides long. NCBI's taxonomy places the organism in Eukaryota, Metazoa, Chordata, Actinopteri, Perciformes, Gasterosteidae. The record is from RefSeq and is a predicted model, not a curated record.
AUAAAGGCACAUAAGGUUUUUCCACCCUGUGCUGCAGCUCAGUUCGGGGCCAACGCCAUCCUGGGAGUGUCCCUGGCCAUCUGCAAGGCCGGCGCGGCGGAGAAAGACGUCCCCCUGUACCGCCACAUAGCCGACCUGGCGGGAAACACGGAGCUCGUGCUGCCGGUUCCCGCCUUUAAUGUGAUAAACGGAGGAUCUCAUGCAGGCAACAAACUGGCCAUGCAGGAGUUCAUGGUCCUUCCUGUUGGAGCCGAGUCUUUCAAGGAGGCGUUGCGGAUAGGAUCCGAGCUGUACCACACGCUGAAGGAGGUGAUCCAGGAGAAAUACGGGCAGGACGCCACCAACGUGGGAGACGAGGGAGGAUUUGCUCCCAACAUCCUGGAGAACAGUGAGGCUCUGGAUCUGCUGCAGACGGCCAUCGAGAAGGCCGGCUUCACGGACAAGGUGGUGGUUGGGAUGGACGUGGCCGCCUCCGAGUUCUACCGCGAGGGAAAAUACGACCUGGACUUCAAAUCGCCGCCGGAUCCCCAGAGACACAUCUCCGGAGAGGAGCUGGCGGACAUCUACCAGGGCUUCGUCAACAACUACCCAGUGGUCUCCAUCGAGGACCCGUUCGACCAGGACGACUGGGAGGCCUGGUCCCGUCUGACGGCCCAGGUGGGGAUCCAGGUGGUGGGAGACGACCUGACGGUGACCAACCCGAAGAGGAUAGAGAAAGCCGCCGAGGAGCGAGCCUGCAACUGCUUGCUGCUCAAAGUCAACCAGAUCGGCUCCGUCACCGAGGGCAUACAGGCGUGUAAACUGGCUCAGGCCAACGGUUGGGGGGUGAUGGUCAGCCACCGCUCGGGAGAGACAGAGGACACCUUCAUCGCCGACCUGGUGGUGGGACUCUGCACCGGACAGAUUAAGACCGGCGCCCCCUGCAGAUCGGAGCGGCUGGCCAAGUACAACCAGCUGAUGAGGAUCGAGGAGGAGUUGGGCGACCAGGCUCGCUUUGCAGGCCAUAACUUCAGGAACCCAAGUGCCCUGUGAACCUGACAUUGGAAUGAUUCACACGCACGCACGCACACACACACACACACACACACACAAAAGCACUGACUGACUCGCCCAAACAUGGGAACGAGCCAUGCGCAUUGAAAUAUAACAAAGACGCGUGAAAAAACACACGAGCAAAAUAACCACGCAAAAACUAAAACAUGAUUAAAUAAAUUAUGCACUGGACUUUGGGGGAUGAUGCUGUACGCACACGCACGCACACAGACACACACACACACACACAGAUAGAGUAGGCUGAUGCAGCUUGUGCACAUCGAAACAUGUAAUUUAUAAGCCAGACAUGCACUGUUACUGUAGUUUUAAUAGUUCAGCAAAGAGAGAAACAAGUAGAGAUAUAAGAGGAAACUUUAAACUGAGACACGCGGCGGAGAAACGUUCAUCACCAAGUGAGGACGAUCAGAGAAAGAAACACAAAACAUUGCUCAAGUAGUACACAAACACAGCUACACACUCAGCUGUGUCUCACUCUCACCUGGACACUGAAGUACCUGCACCCCCCCCCGUCCACCCCGUCCCCCCCGUCCCCCCCGCCCCCCCCUUUUCUCUCCUCUUUCUCCUCGUCGUUUUUAAAUCCCUCUCUCUCCUUCUGUCCGAUGUGGUUCGGAUUCAUUCCUACUUUGUGCUGGAGAAGAAAACACAACCCCCGAAUCCCUUCGUUCCUUCUGUUCCUCCUCAAUGUCUGUAGAGUAGAUGUGUUGAAAACACGCGAGAACAUGAAUAAUAAAAAGAGAACGCUCGUCAUUGAAAAUAAUGUGAAAAUAUGUGAAAUAAAAAGAUGUUAAUUUACAGUUUCAAUCACA